This is a messenger RNA of Perca fluviatilis (European perch), 5766 nucleotides long. RefSeq names its product terminal uridylyl transferase 7 (gene tut7). The transcript has 29 exons. The record is from RefSeq and is a predicted model, not a curated record. Lineage: Eukaryota; Metazoa; Chordata; Actinopteri; Perciformes; Percidae. The coding region runs from base 140 to 4045 and encodes 1301 amino acids. Gene Ontology annotation, molecular function: nucleic acid binding; RNA uridylyltransferase activity; zinc ion binding.
CACUUUAAGACUGACGAUUACAAAACAGACGUCAUCUUUCAAACUCCAGUGCAAGACGAGCGAUCAUGCCAAGUCAGACCUGAGCAAGGCUUCAAGUAUGCUCUCUGCACACGUUGUAAAGUUUUAGCAUAAGUGAACCAUGGAAAACUCGGGCAGGCCUUACUGGGCUAGGCAAGGUGGCAGGGACAGGGGAGCAGGAGCAGAGAGAGCGGAAAGCUGGAGGACACAGGACCAGGGUCGAGGACAGAACUACAGAUCAGAGGGAGGUCAGCAGGGCAAGAACCCGGGCGGGCCUUACCGGGCCAGUCCCAAGAAGGGAGGCCUGGGGCCACUCAGCUACUCCCCUGGUGGAUCCAGAGGUGGUCACAGCCCCUCGCAGAAGGAUGACCUCCGGUGGUUCUCCGGUCCUGAGAACAGUGGUGGGAGUCGUGAAGAUAACUGGAGAGAGAGCUCGCAGCAGCACUGGAGGAGAAGUACCCAGGGAGAAGGUCCAAAGGAGGACAGGGAGCAGGGGGGGAGAGAGGACACUGAUGGAAAUGGUCAUAAAUCAGGGAGAAGAAGGAGAAACCGAAACAAGAAUAAAGCUUAUGCUGAAGAGAACAGGGGCCCAGUGAUUGAAGAGUCCACACUCUCCGCCAAAGAGCUGCACAGCCUACAGCAGGCAGAGAGGCGGCUUAACCGAGAUGAGAUCUACAGCCUGAAGAAGAGGUCCCACAGCAACCCUGGUGCACUUUACACCUGCGCUCUGUGUGAUGUUCUGCUGGAGUCUGUGUCUGACGCUUACAGACAUAUUAGAGACAAGCGGCACAAGAGAAGGGCCAGGGAGAAGCAAGAGCAAGUGAUGCUGACUGAGAUUCUGCCUCCUGGUCCAGAGCAGGUCAGUGCAGUUAGUGCUGCACUAGAGGCUGUUGUCCGGGAACACGGGAUGAAUGACCAGGAUGUUGAGACGAGACAAUGUGUUGUCUCCAUGAUGCAAGACCUCCUUCUGUCCGUCCUGCCUGAGAUCAGGCUCAGGCUAUAUGGAUCAUCUUGCACGAAGUUUGGAUUUAAAGAUUCGGAUGUCAACAUUGACAUUCAGUAUCCACCUCACAUGCAUCAGCCAGACGUCCUGUUGUUGGUCAAGGAGAGCCUCUCUGUGAGCCCUAUUUUUGUUGAUAUGGAAGCUGAUUUUCAUGCCAGGGUGCCUGUGGUCAUCUGCAAAGAAAAAGCGAGUGGCCUGAUGUGCAGAGUGAGCGCAGGGAAUGAAAAUGCGUUCCAAACCACCUCUUAUCUUUCUGCUCUAUCCAGUCGGGAGGAUCUCCUCCUCCCACUGGUUUUGGGCCUUAGACGCUGGGCCCAGAUCUGUAAGAUUGACCGUGCAGAGGAAGGUGGGCUGCCACCGUAUGUCUUCGCCCUCAUGGUUAUCUACUUCUUACAGCAGCGCAAAAAGCCCCUCUUGCCUACCUACCUGAAACAAGAGGUGUUUUUGAAUAGCAGGCUGUCGGACUACAAUCUCACGCAUACAGAGGAUGGACAUUUACACUGGGCUUACACCCCUUCCUCCAAAGAACAGCCAGCAGAGGGCUCAUGUAUAAAGGGAAAGGUUCCGCUGGUGUUUCAGAGCCCUCACCCGCCUGUGGAAGUCGGGCUUCUCUGGGUGGAAAUGCUUCGCUUCUACUCGCUGGAGUUCAACCUGGCUGACAAUGUAAUCAGUGUACGGACCAGUCCUGUCCUCUCCCGAGAGAUGAAAGACUGGCCAAAGAAACGCAUCGCUGUGGAGGACCCGUUUGCUGUAAAGAGAAAUGUGGCUCGCACAGUGAACAGCCAGCAAAUGUACGAGUACAUCAUCCACUGCCUCAAAAACACAUACAAGUACUUUGCACUGCCACUCAACACGCCAGCUCCUAAUCACAAGACAAAGGCAAAGCGUGGACCCAUUCAAGGGGCAAAGGACGAGUCUCUGAAUGAAGAGACUACAUGCCUGUCAGAUUUCAGCCAGCUCAGUCUUCAGCCACAACAUGCAAAUCAACCUAAAGCUGUAGAAAACGGUCCUGAAGACUCUGAUUGCAUUAUUGAGGAAGAGGAGGAAGUUGAAGAAUAUAGUGACUCAGAUGAAGAACGAGAGAAGGAGAAAGUGGACCUGGGCAAAAGCAGUGUGUCUGAGGAUGAGGAGGAUGAGGAUAUUGAUGUGGACACCCAUAACAGACAUCACUUGGACAGCUUCACCACAGAGGAUGAGGACAUUUUCCCAGUGGACGAGAUCUCAGGGGAGGAGCUUUUGUCUGAUGAGGAGGGUCCAGAUUUGGACACACCUGGUUCAAUGGAUGAGGAAGAGUUGGAGUUGGCACCUGUGAGUCUCUCACCUCAACCUUUAAAGGAUACAACUAAGUAUGAGGGCCCAGAAAAUAAAGGCCAACAACAGAAGAGACGGUCUUAUGAGUUCACCAGGCAAGCUUUCACCAGAGGCAAGUCACACAUGGUGGUGUGCAGCUUGUGCAAGCGUGAUGGACAUCUGAAGAAAGACUGUCCGGAAGAUUUCAAGAAAGUGCUGCUGGAUCCUUUGCCCCCAAUAACACCAGAGUUUGUUAGUGUCCUUAACAAAGUCUGUGAGCAGUGCUACACUGACUUCGCCCCAGAUGAACUGGAAGUGGGUGUAAGAGAGCACAUCCUUCAAGACCUGGAGACCUUUGUCAGACGACAGUUUGCUGGAGCUAAGCUCCAACUGUUUGGAUCAUCCAAAAAUGGCUUUGGCUUCAGACAGAGUGACCUCGACAUCUGUAUGGUGCUUGAGGGACAGGAGACCAUAGAUGAUGUUGACUGCAUCAGCAUCAUUGAAAGCUUGGCAAGACUGCUGAAGAAACAUCCAGGUCUGAAGAACAUCCUGCCCAUCACCACAGCAAAAGUACCGAUUGAGAAGUUCUACCAUGUUCGCACCGGCCUGGAGGGAGACAUUAGCCUCUACAACACCCUGGCCCUGCACAACACAAACCUGCUAGCUUCGUAUGCCGCCAUUGACAGAAGGGUGAAGAUCCUCUGUUACGUCAUGAAGGUUUUUGCGAAGAUGUGUGACAUUGGGGAUGCUUCACGUGGCAGCCUCUCGUCCUACGCCUACACCCUCAUGGUGCUCUUCUUUCUCCAGCAGAGAAACCCACCAGUUAUCCCUGUGCUGCAAGAGAUUUAUGAUGGAAAGAAGAAGCCGGAGGUGCUAGUUGAAGGCUGGAAUGUGUACUUCUUUGAUGACCUAAAAUCCCUUCCCAGUUGCUGGCCACAUUAUGGGAAGAACACUGAGACGGUGGGGGAGCUGUGGCUCGGCCUGCUCCGCUUUUAUACCGAGGACUUUGACUUCAGAGAGCAUGUCGUCUGUAUCCGUCUGCAUGGCUGCCUCACCACCUUCAACAAGCAGUGGACGUCCAAAUACAUUGUCAUUGAAGAUCCGUUCGACCUGAAUCAUAAUCUUGGUGCUGGUCUUUCCAGGAAAAUGACUAACUUCAUCAUGAAGGCUUUCAUCAAUGGCAGAACAGUGUUUGGAACACCAGUGAAAGCCUUUCCUCCCGUGUACCCCAGUCAGAUGGAAUAUUUCUUCGAUCCUGAAGUCCUCACUGAGGGAGAAGUGGCUCCCAAUGAUCGCUGCUGCCGCAUCUGUGGCAAGAUCGGCCACUUCAUGAAAGACUGCCCCAUGCGUAAAAAGUCCAAACACAGGCGGGACUCUGAGAGAAGGCCAGAGCACUUGCGAGACACAGCAGAGGAUCAGGUCAGACACAAGAGUGAGCACUGGAGGAAAAGAGAUACACUAGAGGUGCGCUGCUGCUACCUUUGUGGAUCAAGUUCCCACAUCAAGAGGGACUGUCAGCUGUACAGAAGCCCUGCAGGAAAUGUGAAGAUGGAUGGCUUUUCUUCCACCCCUUCAGCCCACUUGAGGAAUUUGAGAGAAAAGGAGAGACAGGGUUCACCUAUACAAGAAGAGAAGAAGAGAAAGCAACAAAAUGUGAUAUUAAGUCCACAAGCUGGUAGUUUAGCCUGCCGAAAUUUGGGUCGCACUGGUCACAGGAAGAGCCCAGUGGAAUGAGCAGCAGCUAUGGCUACACAAACCACAAGGUUCUCCUCUUGUCCAGGCAGACAGCAACCCAAAGUCCAGAAACCAUUGAAUCUGAAUGGGGACUGUUUGGCUAAUGGGAGCCUUUUAAAAGCCAAAGCCAGGACGCCUUGACUUGAAGCCAAAUAGGGCCUUUUUAUGUUUGUUGUCUCCCCCCACCCCCUCCCCCCCUCCCAAGCUCUCCUCAUUAGAGGAGCUUUUUAAAGCAUUCAUUUUAACAAGAGAAGCGAUUAUGCAUGCACCACAUGUCUUUGUUUACCUACACUGCCAGUCAAGGUUUUUUUUUUUUUUUUUAUAAAUACUCCUCACAUCUAAAAGUGAGUAAUUCAGAAAUGUGUUCGUUAAUAACUUUGCUCUUGAUCACCAUAAUAGGGUAUCUUUUGCAGACAACAUACUAUAUAUUUGUAUUCUAUUUGAUGCUAUUACUUUUUGACACUAUUGGCUCAACUCUGUUAAGACAAAGUGUUUGUAAACACUACUACAGCUGUAAGACAAAUAGGCAGCGAUGGUAUGGUGUGUUGUCUACUACUUUAAAGUGACUUGAGGGCAGAGUCCUCAACAUGAAGGCCAUUUCAAAUUAAACCAGGAAGUCACUGGCACUUCACUUAGUCUUUAUUUUAUAAUUACAAGAUUUUUUUAGGAUGAAUUUCCAAUUUAUGUUUAAAAAAAAAAAAAAAAAAAGACAGUGUAGUUAGUUCCGAAACUUUAGAAUGGCAGUGUACGUAAUGGCCAACAUUGUUUUAAAAAAAUCAAAUUUCUUUUAAAUCCUGUUUAAUUUGUCCUCUGCACUGACGUCCAGCAGUCCGCCUCUCCUUCAGCCUUGAAAGCAGCUCAACCUACACUAUGUUUGUGUGUCUCUGUAUUAGAGAAACCACCCUGUAGAUAUUUUUUUCAGGAUCAUAGGAUUAUUUUUUUGAGACUGCUGAUCCACCCCUAUUUCAUAGAUCCAUACUGCCCCUCAACUAUGUGUGUACAGAAGGACAGUGAAAUGGCACUCCCUGACCUAUAUGGGUCUCCACACAUGCUAAGUGUUUAUAGUACAAAAACAUUUAGCUGAAAAUAUUGGACUAUAAACUGGUAAGGUUUACACACCAAAAAAACUAAACAAAUAACUGUUCCAGCUGAUAGUUUACGCUGCUGCAAACACUGUUAAUUUACUCCUAAACUAGAGGUGAUCUCAGUCAAGAGAUAAAUUUAUUUAUUUGCCACAAAGGCUUCAUUUUGUUGUAAUGGUGCCACAGAUUUGUAGCUGCACUGUGUGAGGGUACAACCCCUUUUAAUUAUGUUGCUGCUAGUUAAAUGUCUCAAAGACCUGCUUAUCAUUCAACUUCGAAUAUGGACUGUCUGGCUUUAUUGUUGUCCUAAUAUGGCUGGAUUUUAUUAAACUAAAUGUGUUGUUGAUGGUAUUAUAAUCACAUUUCUUAUUUUAAAGUAGCUUUGUUUUAAUGCCAGCUUUAUUUCCAUUUCUUUUGUUGAACUAAAAUGGGAGGUUUAGUUAAUGAGGAACCCCGAUCCUGCCAGGAAAGGUUUGCUUGCAAUCCAUUUUGUCUCUAAUAAUUCAUUAAACUGAAUCAAAUCCCAGUGUGUUGUUUUUUUCCAAAACAAUGUUUAUUGAUAUCACUGUUGGUGCAUUCAUACAAUGUAUUGGUUAUCAGUGAUGUGCGACUCCUGUAAUAAACAUGACAAUGCUGAAA